Molecule: messenger RNA, 2663 nt
Organism: Alosa alosa (allis shad)
Lineage: Eukaryota; Metazoa; Chordata; Actinopteri; Clupeiformes; Clupeidae
Gene: irf9
Product: interferon regulatory factor 9
Exons: 10
Coding region: 187-1437 (416 amino acids)
Biological process (GO): regulation of transcription by RNA polymerase II; immune system process
Cellular component (GO): nucleus
Molecular function (GO): protein binding; RNA polymerase II cis-regulatory region sequence-specific DNA binding; DNA-binding transcription factor activity, RNA polymerase II-specific
Source: RefSeq, a predicted model, not a curated record
CAGGAACUUCCUCCACUGGCAUAGUAGGAUCGCCAGGUAGGCUACUAGCUUCUAUCCGACGGAAGGCUUCACAGCUCUCUGCCACACUGGUCAUCGGGGAGAACUGUGUUGACAUGAAAACUGACGGCAACGGCAGUCACCAAAGGUUAACCAGAGAAAUACGCCGUUUUUGUCAUUACUGCAGAUAUGCCUUCGGGAAUUCGGUCAACGCGCCGACUGCGCUCCUGGAUGGUGGACCAGGUGAGCAGUGGAAAGUAUCCAGGACUGGUUUGGGAUGACCAGAACAAGACUAUGUUCCGCAUCCCAUGGAAACAUGCAGGCAAACAAGAUUUCCGUAGCGAAGAGGAUGCUGCCAUUUUUAAGGCUUGGGCUGAGUUUAAGGGGAAGCUGACAGAGGCUGGGCGCACAGACCCUGCUUCCUGGAAGACUCGUCUUCGCUGUGCCCUCAACAAGAGCCCCGAAUUCAGUGAGGUUACAGAAAGGUCACAGCUGGAUAUAUCCGAGCCGUAUAAAGUGUACCGUCUGGUUCCAAUCUCUGAGCAAGGAUGUGUGAAUGUCAAACCAGACCCGUCGAAGGCACGCACUGAUAGAAGGAGGAAGAGGAGGAGUCAAUCAGAGAGCGAGGAGGAGCUCUCAGCCAAGAUGAUAAAGGAAGAACAGUCAGCAGUGCAGAAAAUCAACAUGGAAAUGGAAGCUGUCUCGGAGGUGAACACCCAGGUUGUAGAGGUCACUGAGCCCACAGUUACCUUGAAGAAUGAUGGCCCCAGAGAAAUCCAGUUGAAUGUUACAUUCGAGACUUCACCGCUUCCCUCCACAGCACCCCAUUCCUUCCUGGUCUCUGUGCAGUUCCUGGGCAAGGAGGUGCUCAAACGCGAGGUUCGGGGAAGUGAUGUCAAAAUCACCUACAUGCCUGUGGCUCCAGUCCCUCCCUCAUCUCAGACCACUUUCCCCCGGAUCCCCCUGCCAGAUCCUCCUAUCUCAAUGGCCUCUGAACCAGCCAUGCAGGCCAUUUCCACCCUGCUGCCCUUCAUGGAGAGGGGUGUGGUGCUGAUGUCUACGGGAGCUGGGGUGUACGCAAAGCGCUACUGCCAAGGACGGGUCUUCUGGAGGGGGCCUCAUACUGACACCCCCGAUUUUGUCAACAAGAUGGAACGUACUGCCGAGCCAGUGAUGGUAUUCAGCAGGGAGGCAUUUAGAGAACAACUGCAAGACUAUCAAACUAAUGGGGGACCAGCUCCACAGACCAGCAUCACCAUGUGCUUUGGGGAGGAGCUCUUCAGUUCAGAUGACCCUGCCACUAAACUCAUCAUUGUAAAGAUCUCCUUUCCCUGGGCAGAACAACAGAUCAUGGAGGUUGACACCCUCAAGGAGUCUGUGUCCAUCCUCGAAAACCUUGGAGAAGUCACUCUCAAUCUCAUCCAGAUACCCCAGUCUUAAAGGUAUCCUGAGUGAUAGCCCCUACCCUGGUGUACCUGUGGAAGCAUUACCAAUGGCAGAAGCACUACUUGCUCUACAUGGAAAAAUCCAAGUCUAUCAAUGCACUUUACACUGAAGGAUUUGGUCCACAGGUGGUAUUUUGACACUCUUCUGGGACAAAAAGUCGAUGGAAAUGACACUUAACACUAGAUAACUCCAACCUCCUUCCAACCCAAAACAGUUCAAUGUACUGUUUUCAUACUUGUGGCGUCCAACUCCCCAGAAGUAUCAAACCUUGUUGAGUGAGGAAUGAGAGAAAAAAAUAGACACGAUUUGACAUGAUGAAGUUAAAUGACCGCCGUUAUCCCUAGCCACACAUUCUUGAUAAGCAUUAAAUUCAGAGCACUGACUAUCUAGAAUUGAGUUCAUCAGUGUGUGUAUUACUUAUUGCCUCAAACACAGGAAGGGAGUAGGAAUGCGAACCUUUGUUGUCUAACUAUAAUGUGCCACCUGAAAUGUGUAUUUCAGAUCUAAUACAUCACUUAGUAACUGGACUACCUUCCUAAAUGCAUAAUUCUUUGUGAAACUAGCUGUGGGUAUGCCUGUUUGUCAUUAGGAUUACUGUUGUUGAUUGUAAUGGGUCUAUAGUGGCUUAUAGUAAGGGUUUUGCACUCCCCAUAUACAUUAGUAUUAAUUGGACAAAAGGAUGAUACAAGAGUUACACAUGACACUGCAUUGUAAAUGAAAAUCAUGUUCGCCAUUAGGUUUUCUAAAUUGUGUCCAUAAACUGUUGCUUCGUAAUGAACCUGUCAGUAAUGAGUUAAAAAGCAGAUUACAGGCCAAAGUGUUGAAUUCCUUGUGCUCUUAAAUGUGUUUUACUGUACAUAUUCUACUGUUUGUGUCACUCACAGUGAGCUGAAUACCUAAGUGCUCAGUCACAUCCUCUAAAAUAGUGAAAAAUAAUGUAAUCCGAAAAUUCCAGUAUGUUUCAAAGAAGACAAUGACACGCUAUUAGUUGGUCAAAAUGUAGAUUAAAAGCAUACUUUAACAGGUGUAUGAAUACAGCAACACAGACCACAAGAAGUAAAUAUUUGUUUUGUACUUUCUAAUGUCCACUACAACAAUUUAUUUUAGUAAAAGGCACAGAACUAGUAGUUUUUUUUUGUUUGUUGUAUUUAUCGAAAACAUAAUUGUUUGUCAAGGGUUCUGAAGUGUGUAUGUUAAAAAAUAAAUACAUAUUUAACCUA